AUGGUGGUCGGUAAUCGACUUGGCGUGUGUCCAACGUGCACUUUGGUCGUGGUCACCACCCAGCAACCGACCAGGGAAGUGGGAGACUGGUUCAAUUAUCCCAACGAGAAAAUCAUUGCGCAACUUAUCGACGUCCAGGAUGAUGUCAAGAACAAGAACCGGCAGGGCAAGGCGACUAUCAACAUGAGUUUUAACUGCGGCGGAGAGCUUUGCAAGGGAUACUACUGUGAUCUGCACCCGGAGAUUCCUCAUCCCCCGGAUUACUAUGAUCCCAAGGACCCGAAGAACCCUCAUGGCCAGCCCCCGGCGCCUCCUAAGCCAACAUCGACGACGACCGGCAGCCCCCCAACAAAGACGCCAGAGCCCCCCGAAGGAACAUUCCCAUUAGACCUCUGUGUUGGCUCCACCGUGACGCCCUCCGGGCAACACCCCGUUUACUCCUAUAGCGCCUAUGGGGCGGGCGCCCACUGCUACGGUGUCUUCAUCGUCGACGGCAAUAUUGGCUCCUCCCCGACAUCUGCGACGCGCCCAAUAACAACUUCGCCCUCGAUCAAUGCGGCACCGACAUGA
Molecule: messenger RNA, 570 nt
Organism: Penicillium samsonianum
Lineage: Eukaryota; Fungi; Ascomycota; Eurotiomycetes; Eurotiales; Aspergillaceae
Exons: 2
Coding region: 1-570 (189 amino acids)
Source: RefSeq, a predicted model, not a curated record